Molecule: messenger RNA, 1323 nt
Organism: Stylonychia lemnae
Lineage: Eukaryota; Ciliophora; Spirotrichea; Sporadotrichida; Oxytrichidae
Source: the annotation of a GenBank genome assembly
AUGGAUCAAGGAAGCUUUUGUUAAAGUGAUAAUGAUUGCGAGACAAUUUGCUGUUUUAACCUAAAAUGUGAUAUAAAAAAUAAUUGUCUAAACAGAGAUUUGCUUUUGGCUAACUAUUAGAAUUAAGUUUGCGACCGAGAUUAAGAUUGCCCUGAUAGUAGUUGCUGCGUUGCAAAAUAAUGCCUCUCAGAUGAUAAGUGCUUCAAGUUAUUCAAAUCACCUUUAAUACUUGGAGUAUUCCUAUCUUUACCUUACUUCGGAAUACUCUUUUUGAUUGCUAAUUAUUAUUCUAAAAAAGAGAUUAAAAAACGUGAUUAAGUCUUAAAAUAGAAUGAGGAAUUUGAAAGAGUAUAGAAUGCUUUUAAAGAUCCUGAUUUUUCUAGUAAAUUUGAGCAUGAAGAGUCUAAAUUGGGGAAAACUGAUAAAUCUAAAGUAGAAAAUAGUGAAAUACUUUUAGAAGAUGAUGCUGAUAGUGCUACCUAAGGAGAAAACUCAAGUAAAUUAUCUUAGAAUAUGGAGGGCUCACCUCAUCGAGGCAGUGCAAGGAGUCCUCAUAAAAACAUCACUAGUAAUACUAGUGAAAAGACAAAGAAGGCUUAGACGGCUAAACACUAGACCUAGGCCAAGGUAGAAUAAGAUUUUUCUCAAUCUCUAAGAAAAUUAAAACAAAAUUUGUCAAAAAAUAUGCCAAUUUCUGCAAGAAAUCAAAAUAAUCAUGGUUAAUCAGGUUAUGAUGAUCAAGAUGAUGGUUACAUACCUUAUGAUGAAAAAAUGCUUGCUCCUAAAGCGCCAAGUUAAACUUCGGCACGAGGUUAACUCAUUAACUUCCAAUCAAGCUAGAUUGAUUAUAAUGACCUUCAUGACUAAUAAAAACAAGCUAAAGAUUAGAGCUACUAAUUUGAAGAUUUUAACAACAUGCUAUAAGCAGCAUAGCCUGGCAUAUAAUAAUUAGCUAAAAAGGGGAAGAAAGGAGGUAAUAAAUUAAUUUCAAAAAAAAGGGGUAAAAAGAAUAAUUAUAGCGAUGCAUUCAUUAAAAAUCCCUAUCAGUAAGAUGUGUUGGAAGAAGAGGGGAAAUAGCACAAUGUAUUGGAUGAGUCGAGUACUAUUUACGGAGCUUUCAAUUUAAGCAGUCAAGGAUUUAAUGUAAAGAUGGAUAAUGCAAAUGAUUUGAAAGUCAAUAAUAAAGCCAAAAAUAGCACAUUCGUGGGUGCUACAUAGAGUAACAAGUAGAUUUUUUAAGAAAAGAAAAAAUAAGUCAAUUAGCUCUUUUAGGAGUUUAAAGACACUGAAAAUAUAGCUCAUAUUCCAAUUUCAAAAAAUUGA